Molecule: messenger RNA, 1139 nt
Organism: Sipha flava (yellow sugarcane aphid)
Lineage: Eukaryota; Metazoa; Arthropoda; Insecta; Hemiptera; Aphididae
Exons: 2
Coding region: 777-1139 (120 amino acids)
Molecular function (GO): protein dimerization activity
Source: RefSeq, a predicted model, not a curated record
GCGCAACUAGGGGGGUGCUUGGGGGUGCUUCAGCACCCCCAGACUUUAAUUUAGCACCCCCAGUUCAAAAACACCAUAAAUUGUAAAAUCGCGUGAAAAACAUAAUUUUGUUCAUUUUACGCAAGUUAUUUUUAUUUGUCGUUUUUAGCAGAAACACAAAUUGUUUGUGAUGAUUAUAGUUAUACGUUAUAUCAAAUAUUACGUGAUAUAAUAUAUUAAUAUCGACAAUAUCGUAGCAGUCAUAAAUAAUAAAUUAGCAGCACGAUUAAAUAUGUUUAUCUAAAAUCGUGGUUAGCAGUAAUCAAUUGAUAUAAUUUAAAAAUAUGAGGGUUAGAUAACAGAUAAGUGAUAAAUGGAUAAAACCAGUAGUUUAUUUAUAGAAUACUGUCACUGUAGUUUAUUCAAUAAAUCGCCAAAUGUCAUUGUCCGGCUGUUCCACGAAUUAGCUAUUUGUUUAUCAAAAAUCAUAUUAUAAUGUAUACUCAAUACUGUAUACCGUAUACGUUCUACUCGUUGACCAUUGUCAUUUUCUAAACCCAUUACUGUAAGGUUGACGGUUGUAAUAAAAUAUAUUUUGUUUUCUCAUGUGAAGUGUUUUAACUGUAACCUAUGAUGAAAGUCUUGAAAUGGCUAGUUCGAUUGAUUGUUUUAUGGAAAUGGACUAUGAAAAGAGUCAAUACUUCAUAAAUCAUUAUAAAGUGUGUUAUAUUUCAAUGCAAGUGAUUUUUUUUAUGUACUAAUAAUAAUAAAUUAAUUAAUUUUAAUUUAAGGUUGUUAUGAAUAUCAAUUUGAAUUUGUUGAAAGCUGAAAUGCUUGUUAUAAAGAACUGCUUACCUUCCAAUUAUAAUCAUGAUGUUACUAAAGAUAUUUGUAAGGAGUCCACAUUUACAAACGUGUAUAAAAUGUUACAAGUUGCUCUUACAAUUCCGGUGAGUUCUGCUACUUGUGAAAGAAGCUUUUCCUCAAUGCGUCGUCUAAAAAACUGGCUAAGGGCAAGUAUGGAGCAACAGCGUUUCACAGAUUUAUCAAUAUUGAAUAUUGAAAGAGAUAUUGUUAAUAAAAUUACUUCAUCAGAAAUACUAGAAAAAUAUUCAACUACUAGAUGGGAUAUUGGUGACAAAGGUAUUGUAUGGUGGUAA